This is a messenger RNA of Stylophora pistillata, 8018 nucleotides long. RefSeq lists its product as uncharacterized. NCBI's taxonomy places the organism in Eukaryota, Metazoa, Cnidaria, Anthozoa, Scleractinia, Pocilloporidae. Gene Ontology annotation, molecular function: sequence-specific DNA binding. Gene Ontology annotation, cellular component: cytoplasm. The record is from RefSeq and is a predicted model, not a curated record.
UGUAAAGUAAACCCAUGUUAGAAUUCAGGUGAUCACGGAGAGGAUAUCAUUACAGUAAUGGGGAAAAAAGCAAGAAAAAACCAAAGUGUUCACACAGAGAUUUCCCCUGCUCAAACUCUCAUUGGGUACUCUGGAAAGGUGCUUUUGAAAAAGUUAAAACCAUUAAGAAGAUCCCGCUCAGACAAAGUUAGGGAGAAAACAUUGGAACAAGAUUAUCUCGCCAAAUGCAGUGCACUUGCUUGUCGCCUCCAAGAUCACAGAAAUCUGUUAGAGUUGAUGGUACAAAUGGUAUGCUGUAAUGGAAAGGAUAAAUGUGUCUCAACUGUAUGCCAGGAGCUUAAAGAAAAGCAUGAUGGUAGUAUAAAACUCAUCAAAUUCCACUUUGAGGAGGUAGGAGCUACUCUAGACGUGCUUCCACAACAGACUAAAGCAUCCUUGUGUGAGAUGAUGGAUAGAGAUGAAAAACUAAGGGUCAAAUUGGACAAAGUUUUCAAGAUUGUUCAGGGACAAAAAUCUAAGGGUCCCAAGAGUUCUCAUUUAAAUUCUCCAGCUGUAUUUAAAGCUGCAAACUCACAUUCAGGGGAGGAAUUGUUUCAGAUAUUUGUGCACGGCAUCAAACAUGACAGGCCACUAGUUUUGAUUCUUAGGCAAGACGAACUGGGUCAAGCUUUGAGAAAUACUGUCUUAGAGAAAUGUCCAAGUUUACCACGUUCUUUUAUAUUUUUGCAUCAGGGACGAAAGAUUUGUCUCAUAAAAUCAUUGAAAGAACAAGGGUUGACACACGAUUCUAACAUCCAUGUACAUUUUGGAUUACGUGGAGGAAUGGAUAGUGCUAAAGACCCUGCGCUUGAAAAUAACAGAGAAAUGGACCCAAGAAAAUGGAAAAAGGCGAAAGUUAUCCAAUGGAUUGACGACGUUUGCGAAGAGUAUGAGAUUGAUGGAAGUGAUGUAUUAAAGCUGAAGACGAUCUCAGGCGCCGGACUUACGAAAUUAACACGGCAAGACUGGAUUGAAAGAUCUCCAAAUCAAGGCGAUUUCUUUUUCAACCUUUGGACAGAACUAAUCGCUGCUUUCGAAGAAAAUGUAAAUGGUACAACUAGUAGCGCAGAUGAUGGCACAAAGUCAUCAGAGACGGGCGCGGGAACGACAAUAAAUCAAGAAUCUGAGAGCGACGACACCCUUAGAGAAACUGCAAAACGAAAAUCUAAAAGGUCAGCUUCCCCAUGUGACGAUCCUUCUGCUUCUAACUCAAGUUGUGGCAAUUCGCAAAACAGUAGGUCGGAACUGCAGGGUUUGUUUGGUACUGUCGAGAGUCUUGACAAGAUUAGAGAUCAUCUCUACAUAGAUGAACUUUUGAGGAAGACUCCACCUGAUGGCGAGGUGAUAACUCUUAAGGGGCUUUGUUUCUCCACACCAAGAAACCGUGGGGCAGCGGGAACAGUUUAUCUUAGAAAUGAAUCGAAGGUGGAUGACGCGUUCGUAGAACUUGAUGUAGAGAUUAAAGUGUCUCCAGAAUCCAAAGUACUAAAUAGGCACAAAAUUUCGACAAUUCUGGAUGUGAAGUUGAGUGAUCCAUUGGUUGUGAGAGGGAGAAUACAACGUCCAGAUAAGGAAAUUGUAUCUAUGACGGAGGGUGUUCAAAGGCUUCCGUUCAAAGUGGUUGUGGACUCCGAUGAACAUGCAGCUGUUAGAAAUGAAGCUACCGUAUCACCCGCGUAUUCGAGACCAAAGUCUGAAACAUUCCUUACUGCACAUGGAAUAUUUUCAGCUGAAGGAACUAACCAGGAAACCAUUUUUCUAAAUGAUACUCUUAGAAAAAUACGUGGCAAUUUGUAUUGUUUGCCUGAACAGCCGUUAGAAAAAAUGAAAGAAAGUAUGGUUGCGCUUAAAAAUAGUUCAACUGGAGAUAUUUUUGUGGGUGUCAGUCCCGAUAGAAGAGCUGUAGGUGCUAAAGUUUCAAGAGCAAUGGUUAUUAAGAAGAGAGAGGACAUGGCUAGAGCCUUGGGUGAAAUACUGCCAAAUGUUAACGAAAGUGUAGAUAUUUGUGCAACCGCAGCAGAAGCAGAUGAAUGUGUGGAGAGGAGAAAGGACUUUGUGGCUGCCAUGUGGCUGCAAAACAAAAGCCUUUUGCCACACGAGGUUGAGGAAGAGGAGGAAAUUCCAAUCCUAUUUCGUAUUCAUGUGGUAAAAGGAACCUCACAAAUCAGUUUUAUUAAGAAGGAGCACACUCGGGCUUAUACACGCGUUGGGGCAGAAACAAAACUGAUGGCCGACUACGAAGACCUGUUCAACAGGCUCGAAUCACUGGCAAGUCGCAACAUUCCAGAGAAAACACCAACAUAUUUGAAAAAAGAAAUAGAGAAGGGUUCCAAAUAUGUGAUAGAUAGUGACGAGCGCCGUGUCUUCGAUAAAGUUAGGUUUGAAACAGAUAAGAAAGAGUUCAAAGAGGUUUUUGGCGUUGAUCCAAAAAAAAUCAUUUUAGAAGAUCAUAUCAAGAGGUACUCUGCUUCAUUUCUUAACACGGACGGAGGUGACAUUUACUUUGGAAUACAAGAAGACACAAAGACCAAGAUUGGUUAUGUUGUUGGGGUAUUCAUGUCUGAGCAAGAUCGCAAAGAAUUAGUCAAAGAGUGCAGCGAAAUAAUCUGUAACUUUUGGCCUUCCGUCGACAGUAGUCACUUUUUCAUGAAGUUUACUAAAGUGAAAUUUGACUCAUCGAAAAACAUCGUAAGAUACCCAGAAAGCCACGAGGAAAGGGCGAGAAAGUUCUUCGCAGUCAGUUUUCAUAAGGCACAUGACGUUCCGAAGUUUAUCAAACACGCCAAAUCAAAGGUAGAUCAGCUCCUAACUGUUUUACGUCUUAAAAACAAUCGAUGCUGUAUUUUAGUGAAAGAUGCAACACAAUUAAACGUGGAGAACUUUAUUUCGGAGAUGGAAAGUGAAAGUGGCAAGUCAAAGUACUUCCAAGUGGCUGUUGCUUCGCCUGAGGAGGUAGAAGACGCAAGAGACAGCUUUUGCGUGGUUCAUCUCCACGUCAGCGCAUCACAGUAUCCGAUUCACCUAACAGGUCCCUUAUUGACUUUCAAUCUUGAUCCGGGAGGAGAGGUAGCUGAAAUGAAACCCACAAAACUUUUGGAAUGUUUUAAAAAAACAGACUACAGUAUUGAAUCUGAUAAACUACUGAACGCCUUGAACAGAUUUGAAAAGGAAAGUACAUCCUAUGUCUUGGUCUGUUCACCAUUUUCCCUCCAAAGACAAGACCGCGAUUUAUACGGCAUUGUGGUUCCCGAAUGGGCUCUAGUACUAGAUUUUGAUCAAACCCCGAAUCAGGAUGGACAUCUUUUGAAUAUCUUUAAACCCCUUCAUGAUCGCCAUCAGGUGGAAAGAAAUCUUUUCGUGAGAACUCCUCGUGAUCGAAGACUACAGUUAGACCCAAGUAACGGUGUUUGUUGGUGUGCUGUCCGUGGCUACGAAGACGUAAACAAAACUCUUGCAGAGGAGGGCCACGCCUCGUGGAUGAAGUCUCAUGGUCGUCAUAUGAGGACCCUCAUUGAACAACUUAUUCUCCACGUAAGCCCAAACCAGUUAGUGGUGGUCUGUUUGUGGGACGAUGGUCAUGAAGAACUGCUCCCGUCUCUAUAUGCUCUUUUAGAGGACUUGUUGUCCUCCUGGGGACCCACAAAGAUAAUAUUUGUCUGCUCCAAUCCACUUGCAAAGUCCGUUGUGUUAUCAGGGGUUGUGGAUCCUCUAGAAAGAGCAAGAUUUGAAGUUAAGCGAGACAACGUUAUUGUCGCCUUACCUCAUGAAAUGGCACGUCACGUAGGAGCUGCACUCCCACCACCUUACCGGUCUGAGGAUGCUUUUCAGGUCCCGAGGAGGUUCUAUUAUCAUGAUGUAGAGAAAACCAUUCCAGACACUUUACCUCAACCGAUUCGGCAAGCAAUUCAAGGUCAUAUACAGCUCAUGUACCUGAAUAACGCUACUCCUUUUCAGUCAAAAUCAGAGGAUGAGGACAAAGUAAGGGUCAAGUUUUUCUCGGGUUCUGAAAUUGACGAGAUUGGUUUGGUCUGUGGAAUUGCCAUUGAGAGAGAAAAGAUGAAGGAGGUGAAAAAAGAGCUAAGAUCUUUUUUGACUGACAAACGGUCUCAUGUCUGCUUUACUAUCCUGAAAGCAGAGAGAGGAGCUGGGGCAACAACAUUAUGCAUGCAGCUUUUGUUUGAGUUUCACAAGCAGUAUGUCUGUGCACGCCUACUAGAAUUUAACGACAGCCUUGGCACUAACAUAGAAAAGAUCACUCAAUUUUCUCGCCUCCCUCUAAUUCUUUUCGUUGACAGUGAAAUGACAGUUUUACCAGAGUUCAACGACUUUAAAAACGAGGCAGAAAGGAGGAAUUUAAAUUUAAAGUUACUUGUGGUCGAGUCCUACCCGUUGUACAGUCAACAGAAAAAGAAGCAAUCAAUACCAUAUUUCGUUGGUACCGCACCUUUCAAAACGAUGGAGCUGAGUCGGGAACUCACCCAAGGUGAAGUGGCACAGCUGGUGGAUCAGUUUCUCAAACUAAAAGAUAUUUCAGAAGAAAAGAAGGUUCAACUCAAGGUGCUUAAGGAAAGGGUGGCAAGAGAAUGUUCCUUGCGAAAAUUUGCUUUUUUCAGCCUAACAGUGUUUGGUAAAAAAUUUAGUGGCUUAAAAAGUUACGUUCAGUAUCGUUUGGCUCAUGCGAACGAGUUACAGCUCCAGAUUUUGGAAUUCUUGGCUCUCAUACACGUAUAUACAGACUUUCUCUUUCCUGUAAAUGCUUUUGCUUCAAUGGCAAAAACAAAUGUCGUCCUACUUGAGAAAAUAUUCAGUAACGAUGAUGUCAGAGAGCUAUUAAGUCCUCCUUCAUCGGACGGAAGAAACCUCAGAAGGAUAUCUUUUGUUGAAGUUGCAGAAGAAUUACUUCGUCAGCAAUCUGAGAAACGUGAAUUGAGUCUCACCCUUUACUUGAAAGAUGUUGCGCUUCGUCUGGCAAGGUGUGCCCUAUCAGACCCACGAUCUAGCAAGAAAAUUGAACGCAUAACGAGACAACUCUACAUUACCAGUGAGUAUGGGAGUGAGAAAUUUUCGCCACUUGUGCGAUUUAUGAGGGAGAGCGACCAAGACGCGGCACGCGACAUGCUGUUGGAGCUAAGUGAAACAUUCGAAAAUGGUACGAGUGUGUGGGCUCAUUUACUGGCUCAUCUGGCCAAAUACUACAUGAUUGUAUAUGAAGACUUUCAAAGUGCCAUCCCUCGCAUUGAAGAAGCAGUAAAAGCGCACAAAGAAGACCCUCUUUUACAUCAUAUUCAUGGUGACAUAAUUCGUCUUCAGGUGCAAAACCUAAAAGAUCAAAAGAAGUUCUCUUUGGAUGAAGUUGUUCGUAAUUCUAUACGGAGCAGUUCCUGUUUCGAGAUUGUGAAAGAUAAAAGGCCCUUGAUGGAACAUGGGUACUCAUCUGAUGCCCUUGUCAGGAAGAUUGUCAUGCUUGCAGCCAUGAAAUCAGUUGGUAGAUCCCACUUUGUCGACUAUCUGAAAGUGUUUCUGGAAGAAAAAAUAGUGAAUCACUCUUUUUCUACGCUGUCUGAGGAGGACAAGUACAUCCUUGCUCUAGUGCCGGAUUCCUUUGCAAAUCUCCGAGCAGUGCCAAUCAAUGAGCAUACUGCAAAAUUGAAAGACAAUCUUUUGGAAAACCUGGGAAGUCUUGAAGAGAUGAAAGUAUUUUGUGAGAGCCUUAAAGAAGUGACCAAAGGUUCCAGCGAUGAAGAUUGGGUAGACGCUGUGGUCCUUCAAACAUUGUCUCUAAUCUACUCACUGGAAAUUGAGAGGCGACAAUUGCAACCGGAAGAGGCCGACGAAAGAAUUCGAAAUCUGGAAGACUUAAUGAUGACAAAUCCUUACCAUGACGAGGAAUCCAUGAAGAUCUGGAUCCGAUGCGUGCGACUAGGGUCAAAAGUUCCUCCUCUAAAGGCAGUCAGACGCAAAAUCGACGCAUGGUUGAAGUUUACAGGAAGAAGAUCGCCUUUUGCUCUAUUUUACAAUUAUGUUGUUGCGAUCUUGGAAGCAGUAAGUGACCCUGAUGACAAGGAGAAAAUGAACAAGGCUACCAAAUAUGUUGAAGAAUUUCUGCAUAAAAGGUCAAGAAGGCUCAAAGAGGUUUCACGGGAUCCCUUUCUCCCGGUCGAAUGGCUUCAUCCAAAAGUGGGUCGUCAUAUAAAUUCGUUAGAUUCCUUACUAUAUCACGAAGACUUGGUAAGAGAAUAUUUAAAGCGAUCUUCACGUCAGGGUCAAAAACGCGGUGGGAAAGAGAUAAUCGAGAGAGCCUUAUUCGAAGAACAGAUAACCAAAUGGAAAGGAAUAGUAUCAGAAAAAAUUAGUGACUGGAGAGGGACUAUCACCUUCAAAAACCGCAUCAGUGUGUCUUUUGUCCCCAUCAACGUACAACCUUACAUGCCAAAUGAAGGAGACGAAGUACAGUUUUGCCUCGCCUUUCACUGGACAGGUCCCUUUGCUUGGCAUGUAGCUUGUCCUCCUGGAAUGGCCAAAGCUCAGAAAGCAGCUGCGCGCGUAAGCCAAAGUUUACCGAUAUAUAAAGAAGACAAGGACUCUACUGAAAAAGAUUUCAGUGAAGAUGAUGAAGAACAUGAUUUUUUACCUUUGGUUGGUACACCUCUCCAUCGUGAACCAGUGAGGCUUCGACAGAAAAGUUCAGAGGUGGACGAUUGGACUCGUCAUUUGGAUGAAGAAAUGCAAGGGAUAGUAGUCCUGGUGAAGCCUGACAAAGGUUAUGGGCGCAUUUUUCACCCAAAAUAUGAAGAACGCCUCUUCUUUCACGCGAAACAGUUCGUUCCUCCUGUAGACGAUCUCGAUGACAUAAAACUCUACUCAGUGGUUUCUUUUACCGUCGGAAAAGCCGAAAAAGGACCCAGAGCGAUGAAUGUCAUGAUGGUGGAAGAAGAUCUCAUCGAUCCACUUCUGAAAGAAAAUCGCAUAAGACUUCACGAAGAAGAGAAAGCAGUGAAUCCAGCCACACCAGCAGUUUAUCGAGAGGCAACAAGGACAGCGACAUUGCCAAAGUCUCUGGAAGAUCUUUACCGCAUGAAGUCUCGGCUGGAAGGUUAUGUAUGCAGCCUUGAAGGUCCUCCAAGGUUCAACCAAGUUCGUGGUUUUAUAGAAGUUCCUUCAACCCGGGAAAGAGUAUUCUUUCACGAGUUUAAGUCUGGCAUAUCAAAGGAAGACAUACCUCACCUUCGCCGUGGCACUAAAGUUCAAUUUAGUGUUGAAAAAGGUUCAAAGGGAUUUUUUGCUCAAAAUAUGUAUAUUCAGCAUCCCGAAUCAGAGCAAGCAUCUCGAGGCUCUUCUUGGGAUCUUUUCCCGUCCAGAGGAAUUCAAGAGGGUUACAUUGCAAAGCUUGAGAGUACGUAUGGUUUCAUAACAAAAUACCACCCGUCUGAAACUUGGUUAGAGCCGAGUAGAAUUUUCUUUCAUGAAAGUGAUUUGCGAGGAUAUCAAUUCAAUCGGUUAGUCGUCGGUGACAGAGUACAUUUUUCUCUUGGAAAGAACGAGAAAGGAUAUUUUGCUCAAAAGAUUGACGUACAGAGUCAGCCUCCUGUGGUUAUUGUAAAUACCCAGGGAGGCUACGGUACCACUUCGUCUUGUGGUCCAGGUUUUCUUCCCAGAAGUCAUCUAAUGCCCAGCAUUGGACAAUUCAGUCAGCUUCAGUAUGCCGGGUCUCCGAAUUCGCCAAAUGCAAUGGGCGGUCACCCUCUUCAAGAACCUGGUUCGAUUGGAGCGGGCAGGCAACAUGUAUCUGAAAGAAUGGCUGGUGGUCCUUUUCAAGAACCUGGUGUUCGGACGGACGCAGCAGAUUGGCAUAUUGAAUCUUGGAGACGAAAACGACGAUAACAUCGAAUUUAUAAACCAUGAAGGAAGUGAUAUGGGAACUGACAGUUGCAUUUUGCUCGAACGACUUCCCAAGCACGUAUUAUUUUUAUGUCCAGGAA